AUGUCACUGGUCUCAGUAUCGACAACAAUGUUUCGGCGUGCUCUCCUCGGCACCCGGUUGGCUAGACCGACGGCCGAGUGCCACCGAACCUUCAAACCGGCGUUCGCAUCCAGGAGUGUAUCCAGUUCUGCUCGAUUGUCCACCCUCACAGCGUCCGAGACUCGUCGCCGACCAACGGUCCAACCAUACCAGCAGCCUGUGGCCCAGUCUCGGGUCAACGGCCUGUCUCCAACGACCAAGCGCACGAUUUUCAUCCAGACUGAGAAUACCCCCAACCCAGAUCUCACAUUUGGUUUCUUCGACUCCUUCCAGGCCUUGAAAUUCAUCCCCAACCACCCCGUCCUCCCCGAGGAUUUUCCGACUACCUUCCUGGAGUACCUCUCCCCUCGGUCGACGUUGGCACCUCCGCAUCCGUCUCCCUUAGCCGCUAAACUGCUUGAUGUCGAAGGUGUCACAUCUGUCUUCUACGGGUCAGACUUUAUUACCGUGACCAAGGCCAGCGAUGCGCAGUGGGCGCACAUUAAGCCCGAGGUUUUCAGCAUCAUCACCCAGGCCGUGACUUCGGGUGAGACCAUCGUGACGACCGUCGAGAGUGCUGGCGCAGAUGCUGCGCAGGAAGGUGGCGGUGAGGAGUCGUUGGUGUAUGAUGAGGAGGACGAUGAGGUUGUCGGGAUGAUCAAAGAGCUCCUGGAGACGCGCAUCCGGCCUGCCAUCCAGGAAGACGGCGGUGAUAUUGAGCUGCGUGGUUUUGAGAAUGGCAUUGUCCUGCUCAAGCUGCGCGGCGCCUGUCGUACCUGCGAUUCCAGCACCGUGACUCUCAAGAAUGGGAUCGAGUCGAUGCUGAUGCACUAUAUCGAGGAAGUCAAGGGCGUGGAACAGGUCAUGGACCAGGAAGAAGAGAUCUCCAUGCACGAAUUCGCCCGGUUCGAGCAGAAGUUGCGCCAACAGAAAGGGCCGGAGGCCACUGCCGGAAGUCCAUUGGACAGUGCCCCGUAA
This is a messenger RNA of Penicillium alfredii, 996 nucleotides long. RefSeq names its product NifU family protein. The record is from RefSeq and is a predicted model, not a curated record. Gene Ontology annotation, biological process: iron-sulfur cluster assembly. The transcript is spliced from 3 exons. Lineage: Eukaryota; Fungi; Ascomycota; Eurotiomycetes; Eurotiales; Aspergillaceae. Gene Ontology annotation, molecular function: iron ion binding; iron-sulfur cluster binding. Gene Ontology annotation, cellular component: mitochondrion. Bases 1 to 996 code for a protein of 331 amino acids.